AUGUGCACUGCAUCCGCUGCUGCGGUGGCUGCGGCUGUAGCCGCAGAGAGGCUCCUCUACGAGCGGCUCGACGAACAAUCAGCACUCUCUUCAGCCAGGUUGCAAUGCGAACCACACACCGCCUCGUGCGUUGGCGCAUGCCGCUGCUGCAGGCUCCUCGCUGGUCAAAUUUUAGAGGCCUUAGAGUACUAUGGAAUCUCCCCAAGGCGACAGCAGGAGCAGGAGCUCCUCAGCGAGGAGCCGCGUAUUGGUUUGCUGCUGCCUGUUUCCCCGAUUUCCAUUGCCGCGCUUGCUGCUGUUGCUGCGAUUGGGGGCGUCGCCGUGCCUCUGCCCUUCCCGGAUGCAGCUGUUGCUGCAGAGACGGCAGCAGCAGCGGCUGCUGCUGCAGGUGGAGUGGCGGCAGCGGGGGGAGCAGUCGCAAGGCCCCUUGCCGCAGCUCGAGAAGAAGCAGGGGGAGAGGUCUUCAUCACCAGAGCCAACGCUUUCAACAGCAGUCUUCUUGCCACCAGCAAGUCCUUGCGGCUGCUGCAGCAGCAGCUAGCCGAGACAAGGGUGCAGUUGCUGCUCGUGCACCCUGCUCUCGCUGCAGCUGCGCAGUAUUUGUGUCACCAGUUAGGCAUGCAUGCAUGCAUCUGCAGCGCGAAAGCUCUCACCGCAACGGAUGCGUGUUUCUCGCAGCAGCAGCGGGCAGCAUCAGCACCAGCUCGGCUGUUCGUGAUGCGAGGGCCCCUUUAUACGCGAAGUCUCGCGGUUCGCACCAAAUGGCUGCCCAUUCGCAGCCUCAGGGGAGAAUCGACGGAAAAUCUGCGAGAGCUGAGAGAGGCGCUUGCUGCUGGAGGCGUUGGCAACAGCGAGAGCAGCAGUGUUAGCAGCAGUGUGAGCAGCAGCGCGAGCGGCAGGGUUAGCGAAAACUCCUACGCCUUGUUGCUAGAUGCGAGCCGCUGCUGGGGCAUGCCACGGACUGUGAUUUUGUCUGCAUCAGCAUUGCGGCAGCAGCUCCAGCGCAAUGCGGAGCAGCUCUUCUCAAAAUUACGGCCGGGAGAUGCUGCUGUUGUAGCCGCUGCUCCGGAAGCCGUUGUAAAGUCGAAGCUGCUGUUAGCAGUGGUGUUGCCGCUGUUGCGGCGGCGAGCCAGUGUGCUCCUGCUCACCAGGCAGCAGCGAGAGGCGAUGCCGCUGCCGCUGCGAGUUGCGCUGCAGCAGCAGCCGGCUGACGCAGCGGCUAAGGCCCUUGCUGCUGAGUUACCAGAAGCGCGGGCUGGUGCAGUGUGGAAGCUGCUGCUGCAGCAGUACAAGCAGGAGCAGCAACAGCAAAUCCCUACUACACUUGUGAUGGACCUUGAAACUGCCGAGGCGAUGCAGGCCCUGUAUGAGCGUGCAGCUGCUGCAGCGACAGCUGGCGCAGCAGAGGAGGCAACGUUUGAGGCCCCUUCUCCUGCUGCAGAACUAGCUGCUGCAGCACACCGGAUUAUCCGUUGCUGUUGCGUCUGCACGGACGAAAGUGACCUUAUCUCGCGGAUUGAACAGGUGCCCGUUGAGCUCCGCGGUAGCGGCGAAAGCGGCUCUGUCAGUGAGGGCCCCUUCACGUCACAGGCCAGACCAGCAGCGCGUAUUGCCGCAGUUGUGAAGUGGUUGCAGCGGUUGCUGCCAGCUACUGCGGAGGUGCAGCACGCGUUUUCUGUCGCCGAAGUGGGCGUCGUAGCCUUCCAGAAGGAGAAGGGUCUCGCUACAGAGGCAGCCGAGCAAGCCUCCUACCUCGCGAAAGAGGCAGCUGCAGCAGCAGAGGCGGAAGAGGGGGUGUUUGUAGGGCACCAGAUGCCGGGGACAAAGGCGGAGGUGGGCGACGGCGGCGUGCUGCUGUUCAGCAGCAAUUGCAGCAGCAGCGGCUACUUUGGACGCCGUGUGGCUACAGCCGAGGCUUUCGGAUCUCCGAAAGGCCAAUUUAAUUCGUUUUUCCGCUCUGCCAUUUUGGGCGAAGUAGGCCCCUCGGGGGAGAUCCGAGUUCAGGGGAGCGCAUUCAGCGCAGAGCCGCAUGUGCAGCGGCCGCUGCAACAACGGCUGCAGCAGUGGCAGUGGGGUCUUCCUCGAAUGGAGCGCCUUAUCGAGGGGUACGUACACAAGGUCCCCAUAACCGGGAGAGAAUGGGGAAAUUACCACGCAAAGAAGAGACACUGGAGGCGCAUCUUCUAG
Cyclospora cayetanensis is the source of this 2187-nucleotide messenger RNA. RefSeq lists its product as uncharacterized. The record is from RefSeq and is a predicted model, not a curated record. Lineage: Eukaryota; Apicomplexa; Conoidasida; Eucoccidiorida; Eimeriidae. The coding region runs from base 1 to 2187 and encodes 728 amino acids. Gene Ontology annotation, cellular component: nucleus. Gene Ontology annotation, molecular function: transcription cis-regulatory region binding. The transcript has 3 exons. Gene Ontology annotation, biological process: regulation of transcription by RNA polymerase II.